Messenger RNA from Macrosteles quadrilineatus (aster leafhopper), 3835 nucleotides. RefSeq lists its product as uncharacterized. The coding region runs from base 197 to 3394 and encodes 1065 amino acids. The record is from RefSeq and is a predicted model, not a curated record. Lineage: Eukaryota; Metazoa; Arthropoda; Insecta; Hemiptera; Cicadellidae. Gene Ontology annotation, cellular component: cell periphery. The transcript is spliced from 17 exons.
GUCGAGUGUGCGUUUGUGCGUCAUCGCGCGUUUCGAAAACUUUUGACUGGAGUGUUGUGUUUGUUUGGAUAUACGAUUUGGUAUCGCAUUUUUAAAGGAAAAAACCAAGACCAUCUCAUACAGGACCUCAAGAUCCUGAAAAUAAAUAACAUUGCCAUGUGAGGGUGACGCAACAGAGUAGCGGGAUGUCCGCACUAUGACAUCUGUUAAUCUCUUUCGGAUACUACUUCUGUUAUUUGCUGUCUCAGAGUACAAAAUGUGCCUUUGUGGUGAGAUCCUGACCCCUCGUCAGUACACGGCGUUGUCUGGGGAUCUGAGGGUGGACGUUCUAGGAGUCUCCAGUCCCGGAUGUGUUCAGCUAUUGGAGCGACUGAGAGAUGACCAAUACUCAGUCCUGGGUACCGUGGCCAUCAUGGGUACUACCGUGCAGGAGCCAGGGGUGCCACUACAUCAGGUGGUGUUUCCCUGCGGAGUGAUCUGUCAUGGCGGUCAGUUCGGCCUCAGGCUGGCCUCUGGCCUAGAGUGUACCUCUAACUCCUCGACCUACAGCAGCACUACGACCAGCGUCGAUGACAACGAGACAACUGAGACAGACGUCACCACCACCUCCUGGCAUUCUACGGAGGACGACAUAGUUCCUCUGGACGUCAGAUGGCCAGGAGUGACUCUCGAGGCCGAGCCAAAGUCUGUACAGACAUACCCUGAGCAGCCUGUGGUUGCUAGAGUUAUGUUCCACAAUACAUACUGUCAACCCAGCAUAGGGUCUCUAGUACCCGAGACUUGGCUGAAUCUCGUGUACUGCGGCCAUUCUCCACUGGGCUGUGUCAACUCUACACACAAACAGGUACUCUAUUCGGAGCAGAUUCUUGGUUACCCUAGCCUGAGGGAGACCACAUUGGCGUGUAACUUGUUUGGCCUAGCAGGACACUACGCGCUGGCUCUACGCACCACCAUCAACACCUCCAGCCACCUCAUAUCUUACACACCACAAGACCACACUGUUAAGGUGGAGUGGAGUGAUAAGUUUGUGUUCAAUGUCCACGCUCGAAGCAUCUUCCCCUGCGACGGACACGGGGGCAUCCCCGUGCUGUUUCAGUACCCUUCCUGUAUUCUGGAGACGGGUGACCGAGUCAGGGUGUUUGGCCGACUCCGGGCCGACGUGACGGCCGGGGCUCCGCCCUCCACGCUACACUACAUCGCCGAACACAGGGUCACUAGAGGUCAACACGCUCUCAACUUUGACUGCGAACUGUUCACCGAGAGAUACGUUGAGUAUUGUUUUGUCUACGUCAGCCAAGCCAUCAGUGGCGCCGUCAGUGACGUCAGGAUGGACUGUGUGCCUACACUGCCUGUACAUGAGGCCGAGAGCGGAGGCUGGGGCUCGUGGACCUCGUGGACUCAAUGUACAACAACCUGCAGUGGAGGAACCAGAAACCGCUACAGGCUCUGUGACUCCCCUCCUCCUAGAUAUGGGGCCAGGUUCUGUGAGGGCCACGCGCUAGAGACAGAGCGGUGUGGGACGGCGCUGGCCUGGGACUGUCCGUUCUACCAGGAGGGUGCUGAUGUACCAGCGGAGAGGCCUGAGGUGAAGGCGGAGGUCGGGCCUGGCUGUAGAUGCGGCUGUGUGGUGCACCUGGGAGUGGCCAAACCAAGGAGACUAGUGGCCUCGUCAUCGCAAAGCUGUCCGGGCCGUACCUUCUGGCUAAUACAGGCUGACCGUAAUCAGCUUAUCCGCCUUUCCCUGGAGCAGUUCCGCCUCCCAUGCUCUGCCCAGUGGCUCAAAGUGCGAGAUGGGGACUCCCUGUCGUCUACUCUGCUGGCUCACCUCACUGGAGUCCUAGGGAGUCACUCCAUCAUCAACUCCUCAGCAAACUUUCUCUUGUUGGAGUUCUUCUCUGACGAGUUGGCUGCGAUUGGUGAGGAGUGUUGGGGAGGGUUCCUGGCCCACGUUCAACAAAUAGAGCGGACGGGCAACGUAACCUCGGGCAGUGAGGUGUCUAUGAGUCCCACCAUCAGUCCUCUAGAGCGGCUGGCGCUGGUACACAUCGCGGUGAUCCUACUGCUGGUCGUGGUUUUGCUCACCUCCACCUGCCUUGGAGCUCAGUAUAUGCACCGUUACCGCAAGUACCAGCUGGCAGCUCACGACGACUUGGAGUCACUCGCCGUCUCUCUGGGAGAGUCCAUGGGCAGUCUGGUUCCUGCAAGGAGUCGGGCCACUUCCAGCACCACUCUGCUGUCCGAGGUCAUCUCCCUCAGGAGGUUCCGACCUCACCGUCACACGAGGCUGCCAGACCACGAUGACGUGGAGGAGGAUGAGGAACAGGAGCUGGAAUCAUCCGUGGAAUCACACAGGGAGGACGAGCAAAAGGAAGAACAAGAAGCCAGAGUCUCAGUUGCUGAUUCAACAGCUGAUGUGGAGAUGAGACCAACCAGCCUGGAUGUGAAACAGCAUCGUACACCACGACACAACCAGGAAACUGUCAGAAUACACAAGUCGUAUAAAAAGUACAAGUCCCCAGUGAGCCCCGUGGUGGAAAAGCCAGAGAGCCCAGAGGACCAAGACAGCUCUCAACAAACUCUCUCCCCUCCACCUCCAGGCAGAAGGUCCAGCAACGGACUUAGUAGACCCAGCGUCAGCUCUAGCGUGUCGUCGUCCCUCACUAAUGCCUUAUCCUCCCCUGCGUCAAGCCUCAGAAGUAACCCUAAGGAGACAAAGGAGAAAAGGAACCGCGAGCGUCUCCUGGCAGGGUCGGAGUUCAGUCUGGCAGGAGAGAUGGAGAUGGACUAUUACGACUACAACGUCUCCAAUGCGAGCACGGUGCCUGGGUCAUUUCUGGGGAUGGACCCUGCCUUCUGUCUGUGGAUCCCUCCGUUCGCACCAGGUCAGUGGGACGACGAAGAAGAUGACGAACUGAUCGGUAAAUCGGACAGCGAAGACACAGAAAUGAAGGACCUCGGUGGGCUCAAGGACAGAACUCCGGGUGAAGACCUGGUUAAAGAGACAACGGACUUUAGUGAAGGAAAAGAAGAUUCUGGGUCUGCAACGCCAGUGAACAUAGAAGAUACGAAGAGUGAAAAAAGCUUUCAUGAUUGCUACAGUCUUAGAGAAACUUCUGAUCUGGAAGAAGUGAGGAUCAAACUUGUUGAAAAACUAGUGCCUGUGUCUCCUGCUAAAGUACAUCGUGCCUACAGAGUGAAGGAAAAGGAAACCGGUGUAGAAAAGUCCCCUAGUGAUAGCGGUGAGUAUUAUGACCUUUUAAACAACGAUGAUGCGGAUGACAUAAAGUUUGCUGAUGAUGACGAUGAAACAGAAGAUGAUUACGUUGAAAGGAAACAAACCGAUAUAGUGAUUCCAAAAGUGAGGAGUAACAGGAGUUCAUACUAUGAUGCAUAGUAAGCUUGACCAUUGACAUCCAUUUAUUUAUUUAAGGAAACUUUUUAAACUUUAUGAAUUGUAAAAUAAUUCUGUUUACGGUUAAAAAAAGAUAAAUUAAUUUCUAAUUAAGAAUUAUUUCUUUGGUUGUGCUAUCUUUGUUCAAGUAAAACAUGUAUUUCAACAUAAUUAAUAACAAUUAAAACACUUUGUUAACAUUUUUUGUAGUUCCUUAAGAAAUUGUAUCCUGAUAAACAGACAAUAUUUCAACAACCAUUUAUACAGAAACUACAAAACAAUAGGUCAAUAUUUUUACAUGGUGUUAAUAGUUUGUAUAUUCAUGUAAAAAGGAUGUUAUUGGUGUAGCUUAGAAACGAAUUAUAUUUUAGAAACUUUAUCUAAAAGUAUACAGAAUAAACAUUCUUUAAUAACUAAGUUAGUUAGUUAUAGAUAAAUGUUAGA